Messenger RNA from Wyeomyia smithii (pitcher-plant mosquito), 3377 nucleotides. Its product is annotated as somatostatin receptor type 2-like. Gene Ontology annotation, molecular function: peptide binding; somatostatin receptor activity. The transcript is spliced from 3 exons. The record is from RefSeq and is a predicted model, not a curated record. NCBI's taxonomy places the organism in Eukaryota, Metazoa, Arthropoda, Insecta, Diptera, Culicidae. Bases 1676 to 3178 code for a protein of 500 amino acids. Gene Ontology annotation, cellular component: neuron projection; membrane. Gene Ontology annotation, biological process: G protein-coupled receptor signaling pathway.
UAAACCGACAGUUAUAAUGUUGCCGUUCGCGAAGCCGGUUCAUAAGCUCAAGUUCAGGGCGUAAAAUCUCAUUAUCGUUCCGCACUCGUGCCGCGACGGUUGCGCAUCCGGCUUGUGUCCUUUUGCGGAAAGUUUUUCUCAUGCUGUGGUUGGUUGGAACAAAAAAAAAUCUGAUCGUUGCUGGUGGGGACAAUUUUCCGCCGCUGUGCUAAUGGUGUUCAACCUCCUUCAAGUAAGCAGACAAAUUUGCCCUGUCACAUAAGUUGGCUUAUUUCACUUGGUGGAGAUCCUCCAGGAUAGCCCAGCGAAUGGACGGCAAAAACGAAGGGGCGUUGAAGAUACGGUUUAUUUCAACGUCUUGCAGAAGCUUUUCUUGUGCAGAGUCAAGUUAAGUGGUGUGAAUAUUUGCAUUUUGUCUAAGAAAUAAUUAUAACGAGUGAUGGUGGUGUGCAAGAGGUUAAGGAAAAAGAAGUUUGCUCUUCGCUGAUUACUUAUUUUGUGCAACUGGAGAAAAGUGAAAACUGAAGGCGGGUCACUCUGGCGACUUUGUCAUAGUGUGUGGUAAUCCGUGUCGUGCAGAGAGAGAAGGCUAUUCAUCGCCGUGCGUUCGACCGUAUGGAACUGUGACGAUUUUGCAGCGUCAGUCAGUCGUGUUACGAAACCCGCCAUCGUAUGAGGACACGUACGUAUGGAGAGUGUGUUAUCAGUGUGAAAAACGAGGAGAAAAAAAAAAACACCGGGAAAACGAAAUUCAAUCAAACACUCGCCGGUAGCGAAUGGUGUAGAAGAAAACAAUUACGCGCGCUCUGCUGGCGUCAAUAGGGUUAGUUACGGAUUCCAAUUCAUUAGUUCUGAAGUGAUUGGAUUAAUUGUGCUAGAAAAUGAUUGCGAUGACAGUUCUUUGAAACCAUAUUAUUGCUCGAAAGAUGAUUUUGCGAAUUCGCUCCGGUUUGCUUUCGAACGGGUUGACCCAAAAAUGGACAAAUUAUGUUACACUCCGUCCGUCCGACCGACCUAGCCCAGCGGUGGUUUAGCGGUACCAGCAAGCCGGAAAGCAUUGAGCUCGAGUCCCGUGCCCGUCGUGGAGGUACACCGCCCAACCCGUGACCUGUAUUUGUCUUAUCAAGCUUGGAACUCGGCAAACAAAUUGCUGAAAGGAUAUAUCCUGCGGCGUUGAUGCCAGGUGCUAUUCCGUCACACCGAGUCUAUUUGCUGGGCGGAACACGACGAUCAGACGAGCAGGAAAAAAGGACACAUACACUCAUAAAACUCACCAGUUAUCCGGCAGGACCGUAUGGACGUCGGGAAAAUAGUGAUCCUUCAUCAUAACCGCUGACGGUCAUCGGGCUGGUACUGAACUUUCCGACAGAAAGCGUAUAUCUGGAACUACGGAUGGCAGUGCCAGGGAUAUAUGCAGAAUAAUCAUUCCCGUCAUCAUCGUCAGUCAUCACCGUUGCCACUCGUUAGCCGAGUGGCAUUACUGCAGCAGCAACAGCAGCGCUCGAAUCAAUUGAGUUUUCCCGAAUACCAACCUGCGACACGAGGUCCUUACUUUGUGUUCCAUCAGCGUUGUGAGAGAAGAAAAAAAAGCUGUUACGUUAGUGUUGACAUAGGACUUUCUCUGUCUAGUGCUUCACACAAAUGGAAGACUUAUUGAAAUUUCGACAACGCUGCAAUGUGUGAUAAUCGUGCCACGAUAUCGAAAACAGAGUGCAGUUACGCGAUGGAUAGUAAUCUGACGUACUUCCUGACUGGAGGUGGUUUGUUUGGGGAGAACGCUUCACUGGAUGAAUUCGACCUGGCGACCGGUAUUGCUGGCGGAAAUAGCGAAAUGGUGGGAGUAGGAAAUGAUACCUUUUUCCGCAGUAACUCGACGUGCCCCCCUACGAGUAUGCCGAUUGCAUACACGUUAUUCAUGGUACUCUAUGCUGUUGUAUGUCUAGUCGGCGUCAUGGGAAAUACUUUGGUAAUCUAUGUAGUGCUACGGUUUUCCAACAUGCAGACGGUAACCAAUAUGUACAUUUUGAACCUGGCCAUUGCGGACGAAUGUUUCCUGAUUGGAAUCCCGUUUCUAAUCGCAACAAUGCACAUGCGGCGCUGGGUAUUUAGUGGUGCGAUGUGCAAAGCUUACAUGGUCAGCACAUCGAUUACGCAGUUUACUUCGUCAAUAUUUUUGUUCAUCAUGUCCGCUGACCGGUACAUUGCUAUUUGUCACCAUAUAUCGUCGCCAAAAUACCGAACACCGCUAGUAUCACGUAUAGUGUCGGCACUAGCGUGGCUGGUAUCUGCCUUAAUCAUGCUACCGAUAAUGAUUUACGGCGAAAGCAUCGAAGUUGGGCCUAACACUUUCUCCUGCCAGAUUGUGUGGCCAGAAACGCACGAACAUAUACGGGGAACAGCGUUCACACUCUAUUCAUUGAUUCUCGGCUUCGUCAUUCCUUUGUGCUUCAUCAUGACGUUCUACUGUUUGGUUAUAAGAAAGCUUCGCAACGUUGGCCCCAAAACGACCAACAAAUCACGCGGAAAACGAAGGUCCCACAGGAAGGUUACCAAGCUGGUGCUCACCGUAAUCACCGUUUACAUCCUUUGCUGGUUACCGUAUUGGAUCUCUCAGGUGGCCCUCAUAACGUCCCCCGUCGAUUCAUGCCAAACACGACUGGAUAUCAUCCUAUUUCUGCUCGUAGGCUGCCUUGGCUAUAUCAACUCAGCCAUCAAUCCAAUCCUGUAUGCGUACCUUAGUGAGAAUUUUAAAAAGAGCUUCCUGAAAGCUUGUACGUGCGCUGCACGGGCCGAAGUGAAUGCCCAGUUGAAAUUAGAAAACAGUGUCAUGCCCAAGCGUUCCCGGACACGCACUAAUUCCGACACGACCCAAUUGACGACAUCGAAGGUCCAGCAUAGGCUCUUGAUAGAUCCAACGACGACAGCCACUACAACAACGACUGCGGCCUCAACUGUAUCCUCGCGGAAUCCCAGCCCACCACCUGUCCAAAGGAGCUUAUUGAAUUAUAACAACAACCACUGUAACAACAGUGCUGCUAGUGUUAAUCACAGUGGGAACAAUGCAAAGAAUUGCAACAACGAGCUCCGGUCGGAACCGACCAGUGCCCAUAAUAACAAUAGCAACUCGGUGGCAUUUAAUGCCAACAGUAGCAUAGCUGAAUUAGUGCAAUUGUCUUAAACAGGAUGUUUGCUAGAGUACUAUUAAUUGUUACGAGCUAAAAAGCAUAGAAGAAAAAAAAAAACAAUUGUAGAAAAGCCAUACUUAUGUGGUCUAAAAGUGAGAUUUUAAUUGAACCAAAUAUGAUCAAAAUUACUGUAAUAAAACGAUAAAUCCUAACGAGGCCUGACCACGCGUUUAUGAGUGGAAUGGAAAUCAA